Molecule: messenger RNA, 1136 nt
Organism: Hyaloscypha bicolor E
Lineage: Eukaryota; Fungi; Ascomycota; Leotiomycetes; Helotiales; Hyaloscyphaceae
Product: NAD(P)-binding protein
Exons: 4
Coding region: 139-1077 (312 amino acids)
Biological process (GO): fatty acid catabolic process
Molecular function (GO): 2,4-dienoyl-CoA reductase (NADPH) activity
Source: RefSeq, a predicted model, not a curated record
UGAUUGAAGGCCCGUAAGAUGUUACGGCCGUGAGCUUUGCACUUAUCUUACCCGUCUGACAAGACUUCUGCUCAACUCUUCUUGCUACAUAUUAACAUCAUCGUGUUUACAAGCCUCAAUUCACUAUCAGCAGACAAAAUGGCCGUUCCGAGAUCCGAGUAUCUAUCUUCAGUCUGGCGGGAUGGCAUCUUUGACAAUAAGGUCGUCUUCUGCACUGGAGGAGCAGGAACCAUCUGCAGUGCCCAAGUAAGAGCGUUGGUUCACCUCGGAGCCAAUGCUUGCAUCAUUGGACGAAAUGUUGAGAAAACGGAAACGAUGGCCAAAAGCAUAGCUACAGCACGGCAAGGAGCCAAGGUGAUAGGGAUUGGAGCCGUAGAUGUCCGGAAGAUAGAGAGUUUGGAGAGUGCUGUCGAGAGAUGCGUGAAGGAACUGGGAGGGAUUGACUACGUUAUUGCCGGCGCCGCGGGUAACUUCAUCUCUCCCAUCUCUGGCCUCUCUGCCAACGCCUUCAAGACGGUCCUUGAUAUCGAUACAAUUGGUUCCUUCAAUACCCUCAAAGCGACUCUUCCACAACUCAUCAUCUCCGCAUCCAAGAACCCCAACACAGGCACGAACCCCUCGACUGGUGGACGUAUAAUCUUCAUUUCUGCCAGCUUUCAUUUCACCGGCAUGCCACUGCAGGCCCAUGUAGCCGUAGCAAAAGCUGGUGUCGAUGCUUUGUCCGCCACCACAGCCAUUGAAUACGGACCUCGUGGAAUAACGUCGAAUGUGAUAACGCCCGGCCCAAUCAUGGGAACUGAAGGAAUGGCGAGAUUGGGAAGCAGAGAAGCUGAGAGCAGUGGUGCUGCUUUCAAGAAAGUGCCAUUGCAAAGGUAUGGAACUGUGAAGGAAAUUGCUGAUGGAACAGUAUAUCUGUUCUCUGAUGCUGGAAAUUUUGUGAACGGUGAGGUGCUGGUCAUAGAUGGAGGAGAUUGGCGAACUCCAGGUGCGCCAGGUGCCACCAAGAGCCAGUAUCCAGAUUACCUGCUCGACGACAGUAUGCUCAGGCAAAAGCCGGGGAAGAAGUCGAAGUUAUAGUUGGUGCGAGCUUUUAUGAAAUGUAGAUCCCUUUUGAAUGGUAUGAUAUACACAUCUGC